Pterocles gutturalis (yellow-throated sandgrouse) is the source of this 156-nucleotide messenger RNA. It is a transcript of the gene NHP2, whose product is annotated as NHP2 ribonucleoprotein. The annotation marks the transcript as partial. Lineage: Eukaryota; Metazoa; Chordata; Aves; Pterocliformes; Pteroclidae. The transcript has 2 exons. The record is from RefSeq and is a predicted model, not a curated record.
CGUCGCGGUGUGAAGGAGGUCCAGAAGUUCAUCAACAAGGGCGAGAAGGGGAUCACGGGGCUGGCCGGCGACACGCUGCCUAUCGAUGUGUACUGCCACAUCCCCAUCAUGUGCGAGGACAGGAGUCUCCCCUAUGCAUACGUUCCUUCCAAAUCG